AUGAAUUAUUUAUUAAUAUUGCUUUAUAUAUAUUAAAGUACCAUAUUAUCAUUAUUUACAAUCAUAAUCCCAAUUUUAUUAGCAGAAAAGGGAUAUACAUUUGAAUAAUAAGGUAUGUAUUCAUUAAUCAGCUAUCCAUUUUAUUUUAAGUUUUUGUUUGCACCAAUUAUUGAUUUGUAUUAAUUUUAAUUCCUAGGCAAAAGGAAAAGGUAAUCAUUCAAGAUUAUAAAGCAUAGUUAUAUUUUACCAAUAAAUUUAUUAUUAUCAGUAAUACUUUUGUAUUUAUCCAGAAUUGACAUUUUAACAAAUUAUCAUAUUUUAUGGAUAUUUGGAUUCAUUUUGUGUUUGUUUUUAGGAAUUCAAGAUAUUGCAAUUGAUGGAUUGGCAACUGAUUUAUGUAAAUAAUAAGGAGAAAGUGCUGCAUUAUUAUAAAAUAUUGGUUUUACUAUUGGAAAUUCGUUUCUUGGAAACUUUUUAUUUAUUGCCUUGUAUUCAUCAUAACAUUGCUCACUAGAAACAUUCUUUAUGAUUUUAUCAAUAUUAGGUUUAAUAUUGACUAUUAUCUUAUAUUUAUAUCUAUUUGAAUAGUAGGAAUAAUACAAAAGGACAACUAACUUUUAAGAUUUAAAAAGUGUGAUAAAAUCAUUUUUUUAAAAUGAAAACAUGAUAACAUUUUCAUUAUUAAUAUUUUUUGAAAGGUAUAUAUUUAAUAUGAUAGAUUAGAACUGCAUUGUCAUCUUUGGAUGCAACAUUUAGAUUAAAAUUAGUACAAUUCAAUAUCAAUAAAACUUACAUUUCAUUUAUAGAUACAAUUAUAUUGCCAUUGAAAAUAGCAACUGGAUUAAUAUAUCAUUAAUACUUUUAUAAAUAUGAUUUUAAGUAUAAUAGUGUAAUAUAUAUAUAGAUAUUAUGGAAAUAUUUAAUAUUUGAGAUUAAUUUCAACAUUUUUUGCAAUAAUAACAUUAUUGUUAAUUGAUAAAUUUGAAUUAGAUGGUCCAUACAGUUAUAUUGCCAUAUUCCUUUCAAAUAUGUGUUGGUGGAUUUUAUUUAACAUUACAUAUAUUGUUAGAGUAUAAUUGACAUUUAUAUAAAAUUAAGGGUAACUUUUAAAUGAAAAUUACUACUCCUGGAGUUGAAGCUACAACAUUGACAAUUCUUAAUAGUAUCAGCCAAUUAGGAGUUAAAUUAGCAUUUUCAAUAAAUUUGAUAAUGGCCAAUUAUGUAAAUUAUUAUUGGCUGUUAUGUGCUGGAUGGAUUAUACAUUUACUUUAUUGCUUCAGAUACUCAGAAACUUAUAGAAAUUUGUACAUGUAACCCAUUCAAAUGUGGUAUUUAAAUAAAUAAAUAAAAUAAAUUUGA
Molecule: messenger RNA, 1359 nt
Organism: Paramecium primaurelia
Lineage: Eukaryota; Ciliophora; Oligohymenophorea; Peniculida; Parameciidae
Source: the annotation of a GenBank genome assembly